This is a messenger RNA of Dujonia railenensis, 2484 nucleotides long. The record is from the annotation of a GenBank genome assembly. NCBI's taxonomy places the organism in Eukaryota, Fungi, Ascomycota, Pichiomycetes, Serinales, Debaryomycetaceae.
AUGGGUAAAACUCAAAAGAAAAACUCCAAGGGGCGUUUGGAUAAAUACUAUUACUAUGCUAAAGAAAAGGGUUAUAGAGCACGUUCUUCGUUCAAGAUUCUUCAGAUUAAUGAAAAGUACGGGCAUUUCUUAGAAAAGUCCAAAGUGGUGAUUGAUUUGUGUGCUGCACCAGGUUCCUGGUGUCAAGUUGCCAGCCAGCUUUGUCCUAUAAACUCUUUGAUUAUUGGUGUUGAUAUUGUCCCAAUAAAGGCAUUACCAAACUGUAUAACAUUCCAAUCUGAUAUUACCACGGAAGAUUGUAGAUCCAGAUUGAGAGGUCAUAUGAAGACUUGGAAGGCAGAUACCGUUUUACAUGAUGGUGCUCCAAAUGUUGGUUUAGGUUGGGUUCAGGAUGCCUUUACACAAUCCCAAUUAACUUUACAAGCUUUGAAAUUGGCUGUGGAGAAUUUAACCCCUGGUGGGACUUUUGUUACUAAGAUUUUCAGAUCAAGAGAUUAUAAUAAUUUGAUGUGGAUUUUCCAGCAAUUAUUUGACAAAGUUGAAGCCACCAAGCCUCCAGCUUCUCGUAAUGUUUCAGCUGAAAUUUUUGUAGUCUGUAAAGGUUUCAAAGCUCCUAAGAAGAUGGAUCCAAGAUUAUUGGAUCCAAAGUCAGUUUUUGAAGAAUUAGCUCCAGUCACGGUAAAUAAUGAAUCGAAAGUUUUCAACCCGGAAAAGAAGGUUAGAAAGAGAGAUGGUUAUGAAGAAGGUGAUAAUUUGUUAUACCACACUAUGCCAUUAUUAGAGUUCGUCCGCAAUGAAGAACCUAUUAAUAUCUUAGGUACUUUGAAUAAAUUGGAAGAACCAGAAAAGGAUAAUCACGAGUGGAAAAUAUUAAGGAAGAUGAAAAGUUGUAAUACUGAACUUUUAGAGUGUAUUAAGGAUUUGAAAGUUUUAGGAAAGAAGGAUUUCAAAUUAAUCUUGAAAUUUAGAAAGCAAGCUAGAGAUUUGCUCGGAUUAGAUGACAAUGAGGAAGAAGCCGCGAUUGAAGUUGAACCGCUUACUGAGGACCAGCAAAUUGAUAAGGAAUUACAAAAAUUAUCUGAAAAGCAAAAGCAGAAACAAAAGAGAUUGAAAAAGAAUUCUAACGAAGCUAAGCAAAAAGAAAUUCAAAGAAUGCAAAUGAAUAUGUUAACUGAUAUGAAUAUUGGUAUUGAAGCUGCACAAUUGGGCCUGGAAUCUUUGUUCAACUUAAAAUUAGCGGAAAAGAGUGGUCAAUUGGAUGAAUUGGCAAGGGGUAAGAAGAAAAUGAUUUUCAGUAAUGAGGAAAUUAUGAGGGACAACGAUAUUCACAUAGGUGACGAUGUUGAAGUUGAAGAGAAUUCAGCUGAUGAAAUAGAUGAGUUAGAGGAUCAAUUGGACGAUAUGUAUAACAGUUAUCAAGAGAGAAGAGCAGAAAGAGAUGCUAACUAUCGAGCUAAGAAGUUGAGAGGCGAUGUUGAUGAUGAAGGCUGGGACGGUAUAAAGGAUGAGAAUGAAGAGAAUGAGGAAGAAGAAGAAGCUAAAGACUAUGAAAUGGAAGAAGAUUCUGACUCUGACGAUGAUGAGCAUAUUACUAAGUUGAUCGCUGAGAAGAAAAUUGAUGGGUUAUCAAGAGGAGCAAAGGUAUUUUUUGCAUCAGACUCCAUCUUCGGUGAAUUAGGAGAUGAUGAAUUGAUUAAGUCAAUGGAAGAUAAAUCUAAACCAAAGACUGAUGAGACCAAGAACACACAAGUUGGUACUUCGGUGGUAGCUAGCAGCUCUGCAUCUCUUGACUCAUCGGAUGAAGAACUGGCCGACUCAGAUUCUGACUUCGAAAUUGUUGCAAGUAAUAACGAUCCUUAUGAUGAUGCUGAUUUUGAUUCUGACUCUGAUAAUGAAAAGUUUUCAGCUAAGGAUCAUCAGUCUCAAGUUGAUAUUGCAACUGUCGAGGCAAUGACCUUGGCUCAUCAACUUGCACUUGGGCACAAGAACAAGAACGAUCUUAUUAACGAUGGUAUUCAUAAAUACUCAUUUAGAGACCAAGACGACCUUCCAGAAUGGUUCAUUGACGAUGAGAAGAAGCAUUCGAAAAUGACGAAACCGAUCACUAAAGAAGCUGCUGCAGCCAUCAAAGAAAAGCAAAGGCAAUUAAAUGCCAGACCUAUUAAGAAGGUUUUGGAAGCUCAAGGUAGAAAGAAGAUGAGAGCAUUGAGAAGAUUGGAGAAGUUGAAGAAGAAGUCCGAUACUAUCGCAGAUGACAACGAUAAAUCUGAAAGAGAUAAGGCUGAUGAAAUUCAAAAAUUAAUGAAGAAGAUGACCAAGAAACAAAAGCAAAGACCAAAGGCUACUCUUGUCGUUGCUACUGGUUCUAAUAAGGGUUUGAGUGGUAGACCAAAGGGUAUUAAGGGUAAGUAUAAGAUGGUGGAUGGUGUCAUGAAGAAUGAACAAAGAGCAUUACGUAGAAUUGCAAAGAAGCAUAAGAAAUAG